Metschnikowia bicuspidata var. bicuspidata NRRL YB-4993 is the source of this 556-nucleotide messenger RNA. RefSeq lists its product as uncharacterized. Bases 159 to 446 code for a protein of 95 amino acids. Lineage: Eukaryota; Fungi; Ascomycota; Pichiomycetes; Serinales; Metschnikowiaceae. The record is from RefSeq and is a predicted model, not a curated record. The transcript has a single exon.
CGGGCGCGGACCCGGCGAGGGGAAGGCACCCGUUGCUUUUUUAUGCUUUGGCUGCUGGAUAUACGUACUGGUUGCUUGGCUGCUCGUGCUGCAUGCCGGGGCUGUAAGGGAGUCUGAGGAUAUUGGGCGUUAUUAGGAAGCCUGGCCGCGACUUGCUUAUGUUGGUCCGGUGUUUGCAUCCGCGUCACGUGACCCGCGCGGUUUGCGGGGUGCUGCCUGCGAACAUCGGGGCUGGGGAAGGGCCAGGAAUCGGGGGAUCUCUUUUAAUACUGGCAGCUUUCGUAUUUCCGUGCAUCUCUCCUAGUUUGGGUGUUUUAUAUUUGAAUGCUUUCAAAAUCGUAGCCCUAAUUGGGGUGCUUUCUAAAUUGUGUUUUUCAACUCGGGUAGUUUUUAUUUGGGUGUUUUUUAAUUUGGGAGUCUUCUUAUUUGCGAGUCUUCUAAAUUAAUUGUCCCUCUAAACUGAAAAUACGUUUUGGUUUGAGGAUAUGUCUCAGCUUCAGGACAUUUGUGAACUGGAAUAUCACUAGAAUUUGAGAAUCACCUUCAACUGACAUCG